CUGAGACACAGGGUGAGACCUUUGGGAUGGUAAUGUCAAAAUUAAAUGACUGGGUGGAUCUCAGGGAAAAUAUCUUAGCAGCUGAAUUACUUCUGUAUCAUUCAGAAGAUUAACUGCACACAGCUCAGAAGCACUACAUAAACAUGGAAUUCUCACUACAGAUACUGCUAACUUUUAUUACUUGUUUCAGCUGUGUAAAAUCUCAGACUACAUCUCAGAUACCAGCUAUAGUUCAAAUCCCGUAUCAUCCUGAACCAGCUCCUGUAUUUGGACAGAUUACAGCAACAACAGUCACAAUAAAGCAGCCAAAUUGCACUCAACUACAGAAAAGUACUUUUUGUAACACCAAUCCAUGCUACGUCUGGGUUGUCAUUGCUGUAAACCCUGAAGUGCAAAGUAUGUCCUGACAGAUCCUGCAAGAAGUAACCAGAUUGUAGCAGAAACACAUUGGUAUAACUUCACUCUUCUGAAUGCAACAGCGUGGCAGCAAAUCGAUACUAAUCCACCAGGGCGUUCUGCAGGAAUGAUUGUUCUCACCGUCAUCCUCUGUGUUCUCCUUUUCAUCCUACUGCUGCUGCUAAUCGCCCUCUUAAUUUAUGCAUGUACACAUUCUAUGAAAACACAAGAGAAGUUCAACAUCCCCAGCCCCCAGGGAUCUAUCAAAGUAGCAAGAUACCACACUCACAAUAUGAACCAACCAAAAAUGCCAAUUCAAUGAGGCAGAAAAACAUCAAAAACAUCAAUUCACGUGUUCAUCAACCACCAUCAACAAAUUUAUCAGCUGUACAAUGAUAACAUGCCAACAGCCAUCGAUCUAGACAAUAAAUAUAGUUUUAAUUUUGGGAAAUGGGUUACAGAGAAUGCUACAACAACAUGAAGAGUGGACAGCAUUGUUUUUCUUAGAUUUAAGAUGCCCUUAUCUUCUUCUAUAGUAGGAGAAAAGGCACUGACUGAAAUAAAUGCACUUUUUUUAUACUUUUUGGUUAUCUUUUCCCAGCUGCCUCAAUAAAGGUGAAUAUUGUUAGUCUAAUUGUGAAUAUUCUGUAUCACAGUUUAUCACUCAUUACCCAAAGUGCAAAUCACUCAGUUAUUCCGCAAAUUAAAUUGUAAACCCAAUCCGCAAAUACUUCUUCUGUUGAAACCUUUAUUUCCCCAGACUAUUUAGCAGUUAAUUACUAAGGCAUUUAGUAUGUGAGCAUCAAAGAAAUGUAUCAAACAAUGUAAAUGCUAAACGAUAUAACUGAAGUCAUCUGACAGAAAUGCUAAUCACUGCAGACUGACAUGAAGAUGAUUGGUAUGAUCUUCGCCACAGAAGAAGGAAGGCAUGACUAUUCCUGUUUUGUCUCUCAUAUGUAAUUGGGAAAACAGGGCCUGUCGUUGCACCAAAAUCAGCUGGGUCAAGAUGUAAAUAGUACGACCAAUAUAUAAUGAAGACAGAAAUAUCUAUCAAUGUUUUAUACAUGUAAACAAUGUUAUAAUGUUGUAUAAUUGCACUGAACUGAUAUAAACGUCAAAGGAACUUAACAAGAAUUGACGUCUGCUAAACAACCAGCCUUCUCCAUAUAAACUCCAGGUUUUGGCAAAGAGCUUCACCAUUUUUGGUUGCUGAUCCUAAACAUUUUCUUGUUGUGUCUAAUCAAGCUGAGCUGAUUAAAGAACAUCUUUGCCUUGUCAUAUGUUAAGUUAAAUGUCAACUAAUAAAUUGCAAACUGAG
Molecule: messenger RNA, 1714 nt
Organism: Protopterus annectens (West African lungfish)
Lineage: Eukaryota; Metazoa; Chordata; Ceratodontiformes; Protopteridae
Product: uroplakin-3b-like
Source: RefSeq, a predicted model, not a curated record